AUGUUCGAUAAACGAAAAAAAACACAAUCGAAAAAUCACUUCACAAUAAGCUUUUAUUAUGUCUUCAUGAUGAAAUCCGACCUUAUUAUAAUUAAUUCCAUUAAUUAUGCUGUUUUGAGAAUGAUGUAUGAGAAAUCACACGCGCCCAAAACGAGUAAUAUGAAACGAUGGAAGAAAAGCAAAAUAAACAAGAAAGAUGAGAUUUUAAGUCAACAUAAUUCAUCAUCAUCACCAUCAUCAUCAAAGUUCUUAUCUGAAGCUGGCUGCAAUUCUUUCAAAAACUGCACGAAACAAUUAACAAUAGCAUUAAAAUUCUCCAUGUGA
Messenger RNA from Clunio marinus, 324 nucleotides. The record is from the annotation of a GenBank genome assembly. NCBI's taxonomy places the organism in Eukaryota, Metazoa, Arthropoda, Insecta, Diptera, Chironomidae.